CGCUCCUCCCUCCCACGACACGCGCUCGGCACGCAGGCGACGGCGGCAGCGCUCAGGCUCGGGCUCUCAGCGACGGUGGGGCAGUCCCAGACUCGGCGGCGGCGUCAGCGGCUCCCCCUCCCGAAUCUCGCCAAUCGCCUUGCGCCCUCGCCUCCGGUCCUCCGCCCAACGGCCGGCGACCCUGCGUGCGCGCUUCCCGCUCCCCUGCCGCCUCCGGUGGACCGUAGACGGCGCUCGACCCCGGCGGCUGCACUGCGCGCCGCGUGCGACCGGCGGGCAGCGGGAUCCAGCUGCUGCUGCUCCACCUAGGCGGCUGCGCCGAUUUGGUAGCGCUUAUGCCCCAAACGAAGUGUUACCCGUCCGCUUAGGGCUGAAGCGUGCGCUUAGUGACGCUUUUUAGAACCUAGGCAAUUAAUCAGUUUGGGGUUCUCAUAUAUCUCUUUGGAGAUGCAUCCACAUCUGACUUUACAUAGGCAUCCUAUGUGUGCCGAGAUUAUUGAAGAAUUCCAGAAGUGCCAUCUGGAUCACCCUGUCAAGAAGUUCUUCGGAGAGUGCACAGACCUUAAAAUCAAGCUAGAUCGCUGCUUCCGACAGGAGAAAGCUUUGAAGAGAAAGGCAAACUUUGAAGAGAGCAAGAGAUUUAAAGAACAGUUGAAGGCUUACAAAAGGGAAAUUGCAGAGAAAAGCGAGGAAUGAUAACUUGGAACGGAGGACAAGGCCGUAGAGGCUCUUAAUCUGUGAUGACCUGCCCUUGAUUUUGUGAAGGAUCUGUCGAGUGUUUUUGAAUAUAAUGUUUCUAAAAAAUAUUAUACUCUUUUCCUAGUAGCAGCUAAACUUUAACAGCUUAAAGUUUCUUCCAUGACUACCGAAUAUGUUUCCAAUUUGUUCAUGCAUGCGUGCAGGAGUCCUCUGUAUCAAAUUUGGACAACCCACUCUUGUUGCCUAGUAUAAGCAGUUUAUUGGCGAGUUCCUUUUAUUUAUGCUAUUUAUUCUAUGUUGAUGUAAUGGGUAUAACAUUUGAAUUUAUAAAUCCAAAUAAAUUGUUCUGUAGA
Zea mays is the source of this 1052-nucleotide messenger RNA. RefSeq lists its product as uncharacterized. Gene Ontology annotation, cellular component: mitochondrion. The record is from RefSeq and is marked validated. The transcript has 3 exons. The coding region runs from base 448 to 696 and encodes 82 amino acids. Lineage: Eukaryota; Viridiplantae; Streptophyta; Magnoliopsida; Poales; Poaceae.